Molecule: messenger RNA, 2048 nt
Organism: Belonocnema kinseyi
Lineage: Eukaryota; Metazoa; Arthropoda; Insecta; Hymenoptera; Cynipidae
Product: phosphopantothenoylcysteine decarboxylase subunit VHS3-like
Exons: 2
Coding region: 148-621 (157 amino acids)
Source: RefSeq, a predicted model, not a curated record
UGAUAAUUUUUAUUUUUUCCUACAGCUAUUGGUGAGAUAUUCAACGAUGGCGAGAGCACCAUCCCUUCAAGUGCGCAGCCUUCUACAUCUCAGUCGCCUGUCGUUCAAGCAGCUCCAGUACGCGGAGAAAUAGAAGAAGAUACAGUGAUGGUUAAUGGGUGUUUAAAUCUACCGUCAAUAGCAUGUGAGAUUGUCGACUUGUGCGAGAGCGACAACGAAGUUGAUAACGACAGCGAAAGUGAUGCGGAAAUUUUGGAAAAUGGAUAUGAACACGACGACGCCAAUGAAAUGGAGGUUAGUGACAACGACGACGACGACGAUGACGACGAUGAUGAGACAAUAUUUGAGGAGGAUGACCAGGAGAUGCCAUCCAGUGGUCAAUAUUCUGGGGAGGCGGAACAGGAGGAGGAUGAGGAUCAAAAUAUUGCUGAGGACGAUUCGAAUGAAUUCGAGGAUAGGGAGGCGCUCAAACGGUCAUAUGUUGAGAGGGCUGAUGAAAUAGGAACUGCGUCAACUUCUGAGCCAUGUGUUCAGCGAGGUCAUGGUAGAAAAAUACCUCGUUCGUCCGAAAGCGAGCAAGACGCAAUAGAGACAUCUCAGCGGAGAGGACAGUCAGGAUAAUAUAGAGUCUAGCCAGGGUGGUGAAUUGCCGUCUAAUUCAAAAUUUUUAAUUAUAAAUAGAAAAAAUAAAAAUUAUUCACAUUUCGGUUUACAGGGUAGCGAAAUGGAAUUACGAUUCCGCUACAAACCUGACGAAAUAAUCUGUCAAAUAGAGUGGCUCGAAUCGGCUGUGCGUGAAAUAUUUGAUUUUAUUAUAGGCCCAUAUAAACCGCGUGAUUUAAUAUGUAUUAAAUUUAUAGCCGAUAGUUUUACGCAGGAUGAUGCGGGUCUACCAUUUAGGUAUGCUCGUGAACGUCAUUUUUAGGAUUUGUGGAAUUUAAUUUUCAUGGUCACUCAAAGUGUCGCCGAGUUCCGCAUUGACGAUACUUUUAUAUUGAUAAUUGAUUGCGUCAAUAACCCAGUAGGUAGGGGGUGGGGGGAAUUGGCAUUUGAUGUUCUUAAAAAAAGAUCUAUUUUAACUUUACAUAAUACCGAUAAUUUAUGCCUCCCGCGUGCAAUUGUUUUUGGUAAAAUUUAUAGGGAACGAGUUCAGAUGACUACUGGGGAUAAAAAUGAAAUUUGGACACGUGUCAGAAGUGGAAAUUCAACUCUUCAAAAAAGUUUAGCUCGGGAAUUAUUUCAAAAUGCCCUUGUCGAUAUUCCGGAAGAAGGAAGUGGAUUUUUGGAAUUAGAAAAGUUCCAAACAUACCUUGUCAAUGAGGGUAUUGCACUUAUUGCAUUUGACUUUAAAACCUUUGGAUGUGUUGAGGAGCCCCCUUUUUUGAUGGUACUACACGCUUUAUUGAAAGAGGUGCGGUUCCCAUACAUAUUAUACAUCUUUUGUACAAUGAUGAUCGCAAUCAUUAUCACACUAUUUUAAAUUUAACAGGGGCUGCAUCCUCUCGAGUUUUUUGUACAUCCUGUAACAAGGGAUACAAUAACAGGUCUGAUCAUAGGUGUGCACAUAAAUGUGAAGCCUGUCUUGCUCAUACCUCAUGUUUAGAAAAGUGUUCCGAUAAUCGUUUACCAACUACCCCCAAGUGCGAAACAUGUCUUCGUCAGUUUUUUAAUAAUGAUUGCUUUAACCACUAUUUAAUGUCCGGUUCGUACUCCUCCGGAAAUAAUGUUUGUGACACGUUGAAAAUUUUCCCUGAGUGUUCCCGCUUAGUGAAUAUUAAAAAAGAUAAAAAUCAUAAAUGUGGGUUCAGUUUUUGUAGUUUAUGCAAGUGCAAGCGUGAAUACAAUCAAGAAUGAUUUAUGAAGCCCAUACGUGAUCCUGUGGGUGGUGAUGACUCUAUCCUGCAAACGAGAAAAUGUUAUAUAUUUGUUGGGCAUACAGAGAAGAAGCAGUCACACCUCUGCCUAAUACAAACGUCGUCAUCGCAGCGUAUACGACAGCACAAGCCCGUUUAAAGUUGUACGAUUACUUGUCACAACUAAACCGACGA